AUGGCUUCGCGUCUCGCUAAGAGCGCCAUUGGCGCCGCCCGGCUGCGACCGGUUACCGCCCGCGUCCCUGUCGUCACUGCCAACCUGACUGCCUCUCGCUCGGCCUCCAACGUCCCCGCCGAGGACCCCCAGAAAAAGGCGCAGUCGAUCCUCGACUCGGUUCCCGGUAACUCGCUGGUCUCGAAGACUGCCAUCCUCUCCGCCGCCGCCGGUCUGUCCGUUGCUGCCAUCAGCAACGAGCUGUACGUCUUCAACGAGGAGACCGUCGCCGCCUUCUGUCUGCUGUCGGUCUUCACUGGUGUGGCCAAGUACGGUGGUCCCGCUUACCGUGAGUGGGCUGAGGGUCAGGUGCAGAAGCAGAAGGACAUCCUGAACGCUGCCCGUGCCGACCACACCAGCGCCGUCCAGCAGCGCAUCGACAACGUCAAGGAGCUGUCCGGUGUCGUCGACCUCACCAAGCAGCUCUUUGCUGUUUCUAAGGAAACCGCCGAGCUCGAGUCUCAGGCCUACGAGCUCCAGCAGCGCACUGCUCUCGCCGCCGAGGCUAAGCAGGUUCUCGAGUCGUGGGUGCGCUACGAGGGCCAGGUCAAGCAGCGCCAGCAGCGUGAGCUUGCCGAGUCCGUCAUCUCCAAGAUCCAGAAGGAGCUGGAGAGCCCCAAGGUUCUGCAGCAGAUCCUCCAGCAGAGUGUGGCUGACGUCGAGCGCAUCAUGUCCGCUAAGGCCCAGUAG
This is a messenger RNA of Penicillium alfredii, 729 nucleotides long. It is a transcript of the gene atp4, whose product is annotated as F1F0 ATP synthase subunit 4. The transcript has 4 exons. NCBI's taxonomy places the organism in Eukaryota, Fungi, Ascomycota, Eurotiomycetes, Eurotiales, Aspergillaceae. The record is from RefSeq and is a predicted model, not a curated record. Gene Ontology annotation, biological process: proton motive force-driven ATP synthesis. Gene Ontology annotation, molecular function: proton transmembrane transporter activity. Bases 1 to 729 code for a protein of 242 amino acids.